Messenger RNA from Epinephelus moara (kelp grouper), 1512 nucleotides. RefSeq names its product suppressor of tumorigenicity 7 protein homolog. The record is from RefSeq and is a predicted model, not a curated record. Bases 1 to 1149 code for a protein of 382 amino acids. The transcript has 10 exons. Lineage: Eukaryota; Metazoa; Chordata; Actinopteri; Perciformes; Serranidae.
AUGAAGCGUGAGAUGGAUCGGCAGUUUGGUGUGGCGUCUGUAGUGAUGCAGGCGCUGUGCCAGACAGUCGUGGUGAAGAGGGAGCUGAGAUCCUGCUCCUCUCCUCCUCUCCUCUCCUGUAGCUGUGCGACAGCGUACAUCCUGCUGGCGGAGGAAGAAGCUACAACCAUCAUGGAGGCUGAACGUUUGUUUAAACAGGCGCUAAAAGCUGGAGAGGGCUGUUACCGCCGCAGCCAACAGCUCCAACAUCACGGUACACAGUAUGAAGCCCAGCACAGAAGAGACACCAACGUAUUGGUGUACAUAAAAAGAAGACUGGCCAUGUGCUCCAGAAAGCUCGGCCGAACACGAGAAGCAGUUAAAAUGAUGAGAGAUUUAAUGAAGGAGUUCCCUCUCCUCAGUAUGUUCAACAUCCACGAGAACCUGCUGGAGUCGCUACUAGAGCUCCAGAACUACGCCGACGUCCAGGCCGUUCUGGCCAAGUACGACGAUAUUAGCUUACCCAAAUCUGCAACAAUAUGCUACACAGCAGCCUUGCUCAAAGCCAGGGCGGUAUCGGACAAAUUUUCUCCAGAAGCAGCAUCCAGGCGAGGGCUGAGCACAGCAGAGAUGAACGCAGUAGAAGCCAUCCACAGAGCGGUGGAGUUCAACCCUCACGUCCCUAAAUAUCUGCUGGAGAUGAAGAGUCUGAUUCUUCCUCCAGAACACAUCCUGAAGAGAGGAGACAGCGAGGCCAUCGCCUACGCUUUCUUCCACCUGCAGCACUGGAAAAGGGUCGAGGGGGCGCUCAACCUGCUGCACUGCACCUGGGAGGGCACAUUCAGAAUGAUCCCGUAUCCUCUGGAGAAGGGUCACCUGUUCUAUCCAUAUCCCAUCUGCACAGAGACGGCCGACAGAGAGCUGCUACCCACAGUGUUUCACGAGGUGUCAGUCUACCCUAAGAAGGAGCUGCCCUUCUUCAUCCUCUUCACAGCCGGUCUCUGCUCCUUCACCGCCAUGCUGGCUCUGCUCACACACCAGUUCCCUGAACUCAUGGGAGUGUUUGCUAAAGCUUUCCUCAGCACACUGUUCGCUCCUCUGAACUUCAUCAUGGAGAAGGUGGAGAGCAUCCUGCCGUCCAGCCUCUGGCACCAGCUCACCCGCAUCUGACCCCGACCGGACCGGACCAGACUCUGAAUCAGACCCAGGACCAGGACCAGGAGCUGACCUCCAUCCAGACAGAAACAGCUGAACUGAAACCCAGAACGCUGCGUAGGAAGGGACUGACACACCUUUGUGCCAAGACGAGCGAGUUCAAACCAAACUGAGGACGACGGAGGAGGCGCGAAACAAAAAGGCAAAACAACAGAAUCCAGAAUUGGUUUUGACUUUAUUUGAUAUGUUUGCAUUUUUUGGGUUUUCAAUCAUUUAAAGCUGUUCCUUUGUUGUACAAAAACAGGUGAUCAAUGCCAUCAUUAAAAAAGUGAAAAGACAAAAAAAUACAAUAAAGGACUUUUUGUGUAUUGCUGCAAG